Onthophagus taurus is the source of this 1447-nucleotide messenger RNA. Its product is annotated as tetratricopeptide repeat protein 17. Gene Ontology annotation, molecular function: protein binding. The record is from RefSeq and is a predicted model, not a curated record. Gene Ontology annotation, cellular component: cytoplasm; actin cytoskeleton. Gene Ontology annotation, biological process: actin filament polymerization. Lineage: Eukaryota; Metazoa; Arthropoda; Insecta; Coleoptera; Scarabaeidae.
UUAUACGAAACUCAUCCAAAUGUGUGAUUUAUCAAAAAAUAAAUAUAAAGAAUUUUGAAUGAAACGCACCGAUCCAAACUCAAAAUCGUAUCCAAUAAGAAACAAAAAUCAUUAUAACGAUAUAAAUAAGCUAUAAUAAUUCCAAAUAAAAUGAUGGGUCAAGUCCAUAAUUUCCAAAUUUUUACUUUAUACAUACUCUGUCUGGAAGUAUUAUCAAUAAAUUCUCGAACUUCAUCCAUGUGGAAAUUAAAUUAUGAUGAGGAUAAAAUUGUGGAGGUUAAUCCGUUUCAACAAAUACUUUCAAUAUCUUACGAUGACAAAGCAUUGCAAGAAUUUGGGGAGGAUGACCCUAUCUUUGGAAUUAUUACUUCAACUGUGUAUAUUGAACAUUCUUGGAUAAAACAAGGUGUGGAAUAUUAUUGCACAAGGUGUACACAACAAAAUCAAAGCUCAAAGAAUUGGACGAGAAAUAUUGAUAUUAAAACUGAACAAGAGAAUAUAGAUGAAGUUUUAGACUGUGGAAAACCGGUAAAUUUUACUUAUUACGACAAUUUGGUAGGAAUUUUAAAUCGCAAUAAACAUCCCAAUGUCCCUGAACCACGAUUAGAUUUAAUUUUAACUAAGUCAAAGAAAACUGGUAAAGGAUUGGAGUUCGAUAUAAAUGCUUUAGAAAGGCGUUUAAAAAAAGCCAAGAAAGAAAAACCUAAAUCCAUCCAUCUUUAUAAUCAAAUUGGAAACUUUUGGAGAAUAAAAGGUAAUUCAAGAAAAGCAAUAGAAUGUUUUAGGAGAGCUUUAGCUGUGUCCCCACACAAUGCAGAGGUUUUACUAAACCUUGCCAGGGUUUUAUACACACUCCAAUAUUUAGAUGAUGCAAUUUACUUAACAAGAAGAUCCCUCGAAGUUCAACCUCCAGAUAAAGGGGCUUGGUUACAAUAUUUCACAUUGGGAGAAAUUUUUAAAGCUUAUGGACAACAUCAAGAUGCAAUAGUACAUUUAAGGCAUACUCUAGAGCUCAAACCAGGUUUUGAACCAGCUCAAUUAGCUUUAAAGGAAAUGGAGGAAACUCCACCCGAUCCUUUACAUACUUACACUUUAGUUAUUAUUAUAUGUUUGAUUUUGGCAGUUUUAUUAGUUGUAAUAACAUCUAUGGAUACAACUGAAACAGAAUGUCCAGAAACUAAACCUCAUCGCCAUUUUAAUAAAGCUAUGGCGAUGAGAUCUUUGAGAGGACUUGGUAUAUCGCAAAGAAGUUCGCGAUCAAAAAGAUUGUCAUGUUAAAUGCUUCCUGUUUAGAUGAGAGUUGUUUUGUUUCCCUUUAAUUAUUAGUUAAUCGUUUUAACUUAUUAUUUUUUUUUUAAUAACCUCUCCAACUAUUUGUAAUUGUAUUGUUUACUAUUGAUGUGCCAUUUUUAAAUGUAAUAAUAAACUAUAAAUGUAUAAAAUAUUC